Schistosoma turkestanicum is the source of this 366-nucleotide messenger RNA. The record is from the annotation of a GenBank genome assembly. Lineage: Eukaryota; Metazoa; Platyhelminthes; Trematoda; Strigeidida; Schistosomatidae.
AUGGACAAAAAGAUAUAUCUUCUUAUUUUUCUGGUAAUCAUUUUCGAAAAUGUGCUUUCAAAAAGUAAUCCAAAAACCCCGGAUGAAAUAUGCUCCCUACCAUUGAAAAGAGGAUAUUGUCUACAAAAUCAACCACGUUUCUAUUAUAGUCCAGCUGAAAACAAAUGUCUGUCGUUUACCUACAAAGGAUGUGGCGGAAACGAUAACAGAUUUAAAACUAAAGAUGCCUGUGAACGUAUGUGUGUGAAGAAAACAACAAUGAAAUCUGUUAGUAGUCAGCCAAGCACAACGCCAUCGCGACAGAGACUCAAUGAGACAACUACAAGAAUCAUUACCAUAACAAAACCAACUACACCAAAAAAAUAG